AUGAAGCUUCUUUACGUGGUGGGCGUGCUGCUCAGCACCUACUACAUCAUGGACAAGCUGCUAUACACUUGGUUGCCCACAAACUGUGUCUUUGACCCCGAUAGAUUAGUGCUGAUCGCGAACAAGGUGAUCGCGACGCACAACCAGAUGGGCAAUUCUACCACGGAGCAGCUCCUGAUGGACGUCAGAGAGGAGCUUGCCAAGGAGUACGGCGACAAGUGGAUCAACCCAUACGAGAAGGACAAGUGGGUAUUCAACAACGCAGGCGGUGCGAUGGGCCAGAUGCUCAUCUUGCACGCUUCGUUCUCGGAAUACUUGAUUCUGUUCGGAUCCGCCACGGGUAACGAGGGCCACUCCGGUGUGCACUUCGCCGACGACUGGUUUACGAUCCUUAAGGGUACGCAGCUCGCGUCGCUGCCGGAAAACCCUUCGCCAGAGGUCUACAACGCGGGAGACGUCCAUCUGAUGCGCAAGGGCUACGCCAAACAGUACAGCAUGGCCCGCGAGUCGUACGCGUUGGAGUACGCUAGAGGCUGGAUCCCAUUCAUGCUGCCUUUCGGCUUCUUGGACACCUUCACCAGUACCCUGGACUUCUAUACCCUGGGUAAGACCGUCUGGAUCACCGGACGCGACAUGCUCAGACAUCUGUUCGUGAAUGGCAAGUUCUAA
Molecule: messenger RNA, 669 nt
Organism: Lachancea thermotolerans CBS 6340
Lineage: Eukaryota; Fungi; Ascomycota; Saccharomycetes; Saccharomycetales; Saccharomycetaceae
Gene: ERG2
Product: C-8 sterol isomerase ERG2
Exons: 1
Coding region: 1-669 (222 amino acids)
Biological process (GO): ergosterol biosynthetic process
Cellular component (GO): endoplasmic reticulum
Source: RefSeq, a predicted model, not a curated record